ACGAAAUCUUCGUUUUAUAAUGGAUGAUUAAGCUCUUGCUACUUGCACUUGCGGUCCUUGUAGCCGCAUCGGCCUGCGAAUUUGAGUAUGAGGACUUCAUCCUCGGUGAGCCUGUUGAAUAUGUCAAGAGUGAUGCUGGAGAGAUCCGAGCUUUGAUGGGCUCUCACGAGGACCUGUCACUCAAGGAGCGUGAUGUAGCUCUCGGCUUCAUCACCAUGGAACCUCGGGCGUUGCUGCUACCACAUUACAUGGACGCAAGCCUUGUUUUCUAUGUCCAGAAAGGCGAUGCUAUGAUUGGAUCGAUUCGUGGGGAGUCGACUGUCAAGAAGGAUUUGAAACGAGGGGACGUUUAUACUGUUCCUGCUGGAGCUGUUUUUUACGUGCUCAAUGCGAACGAAGAUGAGAAGCUCGAGCUGAUCGGUAUCUUCGACACCUCCAGGGGGUCACGCAGUGGUAAACUUCAGUCGUUCUUCGUCGGCGGUGGACUCCAUCCUAAACUUGCAUUGGCUGGUUUCCGUUCGGGCCUUCUAGCAGCAGCUUUCAAGGUAUCGGAGGAGGAGAUCAAGAACGUGUUUGGCUCCCAGGAUGGAGGACCAAUCAUCCCCACGAGCGUUGGGAUGUUUGCACGAUUAAAAGGCCAAGAGAACUAUCUGGAAAGCGUGGUUUCCAACAAGAAGCACAAGAAGGACGAGGACAAGAAACACAAGGACGACAAGAAGCACAAGAAGGAUGAGGACGACAAGAAACACAAGGACGAUGACAAGAAGCACAAGGAGGACGAGGACAAGGAGAAGCGCAAAGACAAGAUCUUCAACCUCUUUGAGAAGCGAGCAUUCGAGAACCAACACGGCUGGAUUGCCUCCACUCUCGGCGAAGACGUGCAAGCACUGGCAUCAGGCCGGAUUGGAGUUUCCAUCGUCAAGUUGCAAGCGGGUAGCUUUUUGGCUCCGCACUGGAAUAAGCAAGGAGCUGAGUUUGGAGUGGUGACAAAUGGCACUGGAAGCCUCCAAGUCGCUCUUCCCAACGGCACGAAUGGCGUCGAUGCCAAGCUCAAUGUAGGCACCAUCUUCCACGUACCGCAGUUUUUCCCGGCUUCCCAGAUCGCUGCCACUCACGAGUGCUUGGAGUUCGUCAGCUUCACUGUCGCGGCGGAUUCUCGCUCGGAGCUCACCGAGGGGAUACAGUUUCUCGCAGGGAGAGGCUCCGUGCUCGAGAAGUUGGAGCUCGGCAUUCUCGCGUUGUCGUUCAAUCUGCCUGAUCAUCUGGUUUCAAGCUUCUUGGCUUCUCAGGACGAUGCAGCAAUCCUUGCCAACGACGUCCAGUAAUCUCGGGGUGGACAUGGUGUUCCGCUAGAUAGAAUAAAGAAAGAUGGGACACAAGAUAUUCGGGCCAAAACUAUGAGAGCUUUCUCGAAUUUCAGCGAAAAUUAUCGUGUUGAAUCCUCUA
Selaginella moellendorffii is the source of this 1446-nucleotide messenger RNA. Its product is annotated as vicilin-like seed storage protein At2g28490. The transcript has 7 exons. Lineage: Eukaryota; Viridiplantae; Streptophyta; Lycopodiopsida; Selaginellales; Selaginellaceae. Bases 24 to 1325 code for a protein of 433 amino acids. The record is from RefSeq and is a predicted model, not a curated record.